This is a messenger RNA of Camellia sinensis, 387 nucleotides long. The record is from RefSeq and is a predicted model, not a curated record. NCBI's taxonomy places the organism in Eukaryota, Viridiplantae, Streptophyta, Magnoliopsida, Ericales, Theaceae.
AUGGCUGCAUUGCAGGCAUUCAAUCUAGGCACAGUUGUCAUGUGGGACAUGAUUUCGAAUUUGCACUCUACCUCAAUCGGAACUGAAAUGUACAUGAACUAUGUGUUAUGGGCAUUUAAACCUACAAUAGAAGGCUUCAAGUACUGUCGUUUAGUGAUAUGCAUUGACGGCACACACUUGUACAGGAAAUACGAAAGCAAGAUUGUUGCGGCCACUGCAGUGAUUGCUGCUGACAAGGUUAUACCUCUUGCCUUUGUCGUUGUUGACAAGGAGAUGAUUGAGAGUUGGGAAUUUGGGACAAUCCAGCAGUGCAACCAAGAGGGUACCAUAGGUAUUGCUUGCGACACAUAUAUAGCAAUUUCAAUGAAAGAUUCGACAAUACAGUAG